AUGCAGUCCAUCAGAGACAUGAAGUCCAACUUUAGUACUCCGUCGUCGUCUAUUCCCGGUGGUACCGAUGCUUAUCGCCAAGGCAACAUCAAGAUGACUCUGGAGAACCCAGAACUCUGGAAGUCCUUCCAUGAAAUAGGAACAGAGAUGAUUAUCACUAAACCAGGCAGGAGAAUGUUUCCACACUGUAAAAUCAACCUUUCUGGACUAAUUCCAUGUUCCAAGUACAUCUUGUUGGUUGACAUGGUACCUGUGGAUGGUUUCAGGUAUAAGUGGAAUAAGGAGAAAUGGGAAGUGACUGGGAAGGCGGAGCCGCAGCCUCCUUGUCGUACGUACCUGCACCCAGACUCUCCGGCCCCUGGGAGCCACUGGAUGAAACAGUCAGUGUCCUUCCUCAAGCUCAAGCUCACCAACAACACUCUGGACCAACAUGGCCAUAUCAUUUUGCAUUCCAUGCACUGCUAUCAGCCGCGCUUCCACAUUGUCCAGGCAGACGACAUGUACAGUGUAUGCUGGAGUGUCUUCCAGACCUUCACCUUCUCUGAGACCACCUUCACCUCGGUCACCGCUUACCAGAACACUAAGAUAACAAAGCUGAAGAUUGACCACAACCCAUUUGCGAAAGGCUUCCGAGACGAAGGAACUAAUACAAAAAAGCAUGCUAACAGAAUCCCAGCCUCAACAGAGAAAAAAACAAAGGAGAUGGAUUGUCUAAGCAAAGACUCAUAUGAGGACAGCCCUUCAAGCUUACACAUGUCAUCAUAUGAGGGAUACGAAGGAGAGCGGGCAGAACUCACUGAGAGAAAAGAGGAGGAAGUGGUGAAAGAGGAGCACUACUCCCCUUGGGGGCCUGAGAGGGAGCAUGGACACCACGGCCAGACAGACACACCCCCUGGACCCGGCAUCAGGGACAUGUACAAUGCAGAGCAGCUAGUACCAGACCCAGCUUCAUACCAACCAAACAGGUUCCAUAAAUACGGGAGGUCUCCAUCUCCCUCCUCCAACCUGGGCAGCAGCAAUGGCGGUUCUGGACAGGCCAGCUUUGCGUCCAGAGUCCCUGAUGUAGCCACAGUCCCAGAGCAUGAGGCCCCCAAGCCCUCUGUUCAUGAGAUUAGACCAUCUCCCUGUGGCCCGCAGCCCCUUGCAGGACAUCAUCCGGACUACACAGGUGUGCUCAACAUGGCCCAAGCAGGCAAGCCAGGGGUCCUCAGCCACCACAUCUACAGCCCUUAUGGCACAGAGCAGACCCUGGGCCAGUGGAGCGGCCCCAGCCAUACCCAGUACCCUCCCCCUCACCACCUGCCCACUGACUACAGUACCCCGGCUGUGCACCACGGAUCUCACCAUGGCAACGUGGCUGAGUGGAGCCAGUACCCACUCUUCUCCUACUCAUGCUGGUGAACCAUUUCCUCACAAUUUCUCCCAAAAGAGAAGGACUGCAGUCUCACAGGUGACUCAGUGAGACCUCAUAAAUGCUACUAUGCUGUCAUACCUGUGUUUCCCCUAGAGGUCUGUCCCAAGUCCAGCAUCACACCCAGAGCUCAUGGCCAUGCUACUGCAUGCUGAGGCUGAGGGAGAAGGACCUGUGUCUGAAGAAACAUCAGCAAGCAAAAAUUAUAAUGGAGUGGAACAGAGACAAUAUGCUUUAGAAUGACUACCAGAGUAGUGCUGUUGACUCGUCUGAAAUCACAGCUGGCUUUAGGCCUGAAAAAUGAAUAUGUUCCUACCCAAUUAUAUGUUUAUUGUUGAAUUGUCUAUUUAUUUAGUUUUGAUUUCAUUUAUUCAAAUGUUUUUGUC
Oncorhynchus kisutch (coho salmon) is the source of this 1797-nucleotide messenger RNA. Its product is annotated as T-box-containing protein TBX6L-like. Gene Ontology annotation, biological process: pattern specification process; regulation of transcription by RNA polymerase II; heart morphogenesis. Gene Ontology annotation, cellular component: nucleus; chromatin. The coding region runs from base 1 to 1401 and encodes 466 amino acids. NCBI's taxonomy places the organism in Eukaryota, Metazoa, Chordata, Actinopteri, Salmoniformes, Salmonidae. The transcript has 9 exons. The record is from RefSeq and is a predicted model, not a curated record. Gene Ontology annotation, molecular function: DNA-binding transcription factor activity, RNA polymerase II-specific; RNA polymerase II cis-regulatory region sequence-specific DNA binding.